Molecule: messenger RNA, 347 nt
Organism: Hymenoscyphus albidus
Lineage: Eukaryota; Fungi; Ascomycota; Leotiomycetes; Helotiales; Helotiaceae
Source: the annotation of a GenBank genome assembly
AUGUCUGGGACUAGCUUCGGAGAGGAAAGCGGGGUGACACCGACGGUACUUGUACAGAUGGGAUUCCCAGAUUCUCGAUACGCGAUGAAAAUAAGCGUCAACGGAGAACUCGGACUUUUCGUUAAUUGUAGUGGGUUGCGCGGCCAUAGAAAGAAAACGAACGGGAAUAGAAGGAGAGGAAAGAGGAAGAGGAAGAGGAAGAGGGAUGGAGGAUUAGGUAAGUUAACAGGUAGCUUGCUACAGUACAUGGCUCGUACUAUGUCUACAAAGACCCGAACAAAAUCCCAUUUCCCAUGCAGGGCUAUGGCGGAGAAGUAGCUCCCAGGGAAAGAGAGAAAAGGGUAUAA